Durusdinium trenchii is the source of this 1002-nucleotide messenger RNA. NCBI's taxonomy places the organism in Eukaryota, Dinophyceae, Suessiales, Symbiodiniaceae. The record is from the annotation of a GenBank genome assembly.
GACAAGACCGACGGUGCCGAAGCAUCUGAAUCGCCAAGCGCAAGCAAGCCUGAAGAGAAGGAGCAGGGGACUGAAGACAAAGCCGAAGGGCCUGAAUCACCCAGCCCUAGCAAGCCGGAAGAGAAGGAGGAGAAGACCCAAGACGGAGUUGAAGGGCCAGAAUCACCAAGCCCAAGCAAGUCAGAGGGAAAGACUGAAGACAAAGGGGCCGAAUCGCCAAACCCAAGCAAGCCACAAGAGGAGGAAAAGACGGAAGAGAACGGCGAAGGGUCCGAAUCACCAAUCGCAAGCAAGCCGCAAGAGAAGGAAGUUGAGAAGUCAGACGUGGCCCCAUCUCCCACCGCCAAAACUGUGAGCGAAACGGACAAGGAGACGACUGCGGAGCCAAAGAAGGAACACGAACAUCAUUUGGAACACGAAGAUGGAGAGCUCCACGAAUUUAACGAGACGGCGCAUCUAGUGGAGCUGGAAGCCGAAGAGGAAGAGGAACAUGUGCACGAAGAGGAAAAGGAAGAGGAGCCCCAGAAAGAGGAGGAACUUGGGCCUCCCAUUAACAUUUACAAGCCGGUCACGCCCUACGAGGUCAACUGGGAGAUUCUUGACACUCCUGAACCGCAGUCAGGAGCUGGAGGUGCUCCGAAGCGCGCGGGGAAGGUGACGAAAACCAAGGUGAUCAAGGGCCGCUGCCAGUGGCGGAACCCGGUGGGGUUUAUGUGCUCCACCGACAUCAGCGAGGCGGAGGGCCAGGAGCCUUGGCCCAACGACAUGUUUGCGGUUUACACCACCACCCAAGGCGGCGACAGCAAGGAUAUGUCUUGGGUCGAGGGCGUCACGCUCUUGAGCUCCGAGGAGCAUAACCUCAUUGCCUUUGUGCUGCUGAUGGCCUUCCUCCGGGAUCACCAGGACUUCUAUGUUGACGUGGAUCUCAUGGAUGGCCGAAUCCAUUCACUGAAACUUGGUGAAAGAGUUGAUCCCGAGCGAGGAUCAGGUUCUUUUGUGUGA